UUCGCAAUGUAUAGAAUAAUACUAUUGAUUUUUUUGAUAACUGCCCACAAUUCACAUGGGGCAAGAAUUCUAGGAGUUUUCCCCACGUCAUCAUUAAGUCAUCAAGUAGUGUUUCGACCUUUGACUCAAGAAUUGGCUAGAAUUGGCCACGUAGUCACCGUUAUCACGACAGACCCAGCAUUUAAUGACCAAACUCGCCCAGCAAAUUUGACGGAAAUAGAUGUCCACGAUGUUUCAUACAAUCUGUGGAUACAAAGAAUGAAAGAUAAACGUAUGGAAUUUGGUGAUAAAGCUGGCGUAUUCAAAGUAGCAGCAGGAAUGGCAACCUUUUUUGCUGAAAUCAUAGAGGAACAAUUAAAAACUGAGGGAGUACAAAAACUCAUUAAUGAUAAAAAUAAAAAAUAUGAUUUAAUUAUUAUUGAAGCUUGUGCACGACCAGCUAUUUUUUUCUCGCAUUUAUAUAAAGCACCGGUUAUCGCAAUAAGUUCCUUCGGUAUGGCUUUUGGAGGUGAAGAUCUGGUUGGGGCACCUUCUCAUCCUAUUUUGUAUCCAAACAUGAUGCAUCAAAGACUACACAAUUUGACGUUUUGGGAGAAAUUUAAUGAAUUCUACAAGCAUUAUUGGAUCGUUAAUAUGUGGAAAUCGACUGAAUAUAAAGAAUUCAAUUUAUUCAAGAAAUACUUCGGUGGCGAUGAUGUACCCCCUUAUACAGAAUUAAAUAAAAAUGUGGAUAUGAUGUUCUUAAAUAUUCACCCGAUAUGGAGUCAUAAUCAACCUCUUCCGCCAAAUGUUAUUUCAGUUUGGGGAAUUUAUAAGAAGCCUCAGAAAUCUCUACCACAGGAUCUCAAAGAAUACUUAGAUUCUUCGAAGAAUGGCGUGAUAUACAUUAGUUUUGGAUCAAAUGUUCGCUCAUCAUUGUUGCCACCGGAGAAAAUAAAGAUUUUGAUAAAAGUUUUAUCUAAACUGCCGUAUAAUAUACUAUGGAAAUGGGAGACGGAUGUUCUUCCUGGAAAAUCGAAGAACAUUAAAAUAGCGAAAUGGUUACCACAAUCAGAUCUGCUACGCCAUCCAAAUAUUAAGUUAUUUAUAACACAAGGAGGUCUUCAGUCGAUGGAUGAAGCUAUGAAUGCUGAAAUACCACUUAUAGGGAUACCCAUGUUUGGAGACCAGUGGUAUAAUGUUGAGUCAUUUGAGUAUCAUAAAAUUGGAGUCCGAAUUGAGUUAGAUACUAUCACUGAAGAGCAAUUAACAAAAGCUAUUGGAACCGUUAUACAUGACAAGAGGUAA
Molecule: messenger RNA, 1287 nt
Organism: Pieris brassicae (large cabbage white)
Lineage: Eukaryota; Metazoa; Arthropoda; Insecta; Lepidoptera; Pieridae
Product: UDP-glycosyltransferase UGT5-like
Exons: 3
Coding region: 7-1287 (426 amino acids)
Molecular function (GO): UDP-glycosyltransferase activity
Source: RefSeq, a predicted model, not a curated record